GGGCGCGGGCGCGGCGGGCGGAGGCAGCAGCAGAGGAGGGCCGCCGCCGCCGCCGUUUCCCGGACUAAGAGAGCCGCCGCCCGCCCGCCCCAUCGAGGAGAGCGAGGCGCCCCGGGAGAGAAGCGCGCGGCGCCGACGACAGAUAGAAAAACCUACAACACAGCAUUGGCUGGAGCAUUUGUGCUCUUCUUACUCACCAGUAACACCAGACCUCACCAGCACUUCCUUCUUCCGUGAGAUUUGUGCCUCAGCUCCCACUGGAAACCAGCACACACCACACCUGAUGUGAUUACGGGUCUAUCAAGGAGGAUUUGUGGUUUCCAAAACUUCUGCCAUUUGUUGCGUGUUGCCUAGAUGAGCUCCAGGGUGGGUCCUGCGCUCCUACUCCAGUCCGGUGGCAGAACUUCACUCAUCUACACUUUGUGUGUUGCGCUGGUUGCCCAAAUGACCACAAGUGGGCAACCAGCUGCUUGGCAGGAGCCUGGCUCCCUAGAGAUUAAUUUAAACAGAGUGUAACUUGAUGCUUAUCAGCUGAAAAAAAGUACUGAUGGAUGGACGGACAUUCUUGGUGACCUUCCCUGCCUUUGCUCUGAGAAGCCCCCAGCCAGGGGCCAGGAGCACCCACCGGAAAAGGCCUAUCGUGGAUCUCUGGCAAGCACUUGGGCCUUUUCAAUGGCAGUUAGACCAGUUUCUAAAGGAGUCAAAGUUCAAGAAGUUCAGCAGAAAUCUCAAGUGGCUCAAACUAUUUGCUCUUUCCAAAUUGCAGAUUUUGGGCACUGCGCCACCAGGCCAGAUGCCAGCCAGGUGGCUUGUGCAAGAGAGACAGGAUCUUGUGCCCAAAUGUGCCAAGAGGACUGGGUUUCCUCACCCAGUUCAUGAUUCAAACAAAUCUGUUUGCCACCCAGUGAAACCAUCUCCUCCCUUCUACUGACGUCCUUGGCAGUCCUUCCCUUUCUUUCUCUCUCUCUUUUCCUCUCCCUCCCUCUCCCUCCCUCUCCCUCUUCCUCCCCUUCUAGUGUACAGAGGUGUCCAGGGCCAAAAGGGAGAGCUGCCCUUUAUUUACCACAUCUCAUGGACCCCCUGCUCCUGCUGCUUCUGCAAUGACUCUGAAGAAGUACUUCGUGAAGGCUCUCCAUCGCCUCCAGAAGGGCCCUGGAUACACCUACCAGGAGCUGCUGGUCUGGUACUGCGACAACACCAACACCCAUGGGCCCAAGCGCAUCAUUUGUGAGGGUCCAAAGAAGAAGCUGAUCUGGUUCUUCCUGACUCUGCUCUUCGCUUCGCUGGUAUUCUGGCAGUGGGGCAUCCUUAUCAAUACCUACCUGUCCUACAACGUUACAGCCUCUCUGGCCAUCGGCUUCAAGACCAUGACCUUCCCUGCUGUUACCAUCUGCAAUGCAAGUCCUUUCAGGUAUUCUAAGGUGAAGCCCUUCCUGAAAGAUUUGGAUGAGCUCAUUGAGGCAGCCCUCGAAAGGAUCCUGCACCCUCUUCAGGAAAAUUCAUCGGCGACACCUGCAGCAAAUCUAAGCGAAAAGCUCAACUUGCAGCUCUGGAACCAGAUGCCCCUGGUCUUGAUUGACGAGAGUGAUGCAGCUCAUCCAGUCAUCCAUGACAUUCUUGGGAACAGCUCUCUUGGUCUUGGAGGGCACUACAACUACUCCUCUUUUGGCAACCCGGAAGCAAGGAGGUACAAGCUGGCUCUGAAACUGUGCACACACCUCACCCCCCACUGCUUCUACCGGAAGUUCACCAGUGCAGCCCAGGCGGUGGCCGAGUGGUACGUCCUGCAGUCUACCAGCAUCUUGUCCAAAGUGCCAUUGAGCAAAAGGAUUGAAAUGGGCUACCAGGCAGAGGACAUGAUCUUGGCGUGUCUGUAUGGAGCUGAGCUUUGCAACCACAGAAACUUCACCCACCUCUACCACCCAGACCACGGCAACUGCUACGUCUUCAACUGGGGAGUGGAGAAGCAGCCCCUCGUCUCCUCCAAUCCGGGGGCAGAGUUUGGGCUGAAGCUGAUCCUGGAUAUCAGCCAGAAGGACUACAUCCCCUUCCUCACCACCACGGCUGGAGCCCGGCUGAUGCUGCACGAGCAGGGCAGCUUCCCUUUCCUGAAGGAUCAGGGCAUCUACGCCAUGUCAGGGACCGAAACCUCCAUCGGCGUCCUGGUGGAUGAACUGGAGCGGAUGGGCUCUCCCUACAGUGACUGCACUGUCAACGGGUCUGACGUUCCCGUGAGGAACCUCUACGAGGACUACACUGCUUCGCAGGCCAAGGAGUUGGGGGCUUGUGCCAACUGCACCCAUCCUGGCAGCAAGAUGGCCCCCUUCCGAAGGCAGUACAAAACCAUGUACUCCAUCCAGGCCUGCCUGCGCUCCUGCUUCCAAGCCAAGAUGGUGAAGAUCUGUCAGUGUGCCCACUAUUCCUACCCGCUGCCCAAAGGAGCCCAUUACUGUAACAACGAGGAUUAUCCUGACUGGGCCUACUGCUACUCCAUCCUGCGAAUGAGCCAGGAGCAUCGGCAGAUGUGCAUCCAAUCUUGCAAGGAGACCUGCAACAACACCCAGUACAAGAUGACCAUUUCCAUGGCGGACUGGCCCUCCGACGCCUCAGAGGACUGGAUUUUCCAUAUUUUGUCUUACGAAAGAGACACGUCAACCAAAGUGACUCUGGACAGAAACGGAAUCAUCAAGCUCAGCAUCUACUUCCAGGAGUACAACUACCGCACCAUCUCAGAAUCUGCAGCAACAACGAUUGUCUGGCUCCUCUCCAGCCUGGGUGGGCAGUUCGGCUUCUGGAUGGGAGGCUCCGUCCUGUGCCUCAUCGAGUUUGGGGAGAUCCUCAUUGACUUCGUCUGGAUCAGUGUCCUGAAGCUGAUCUCCUGGGGCAAGGGGCUGAAGUGGAAGCCGGCCGCCAGGCCCCCAGAUGCCCUCCCGUCCGUCUGCGAGAAAGUGGAGGCCUACACCAAUCUGGGCUUCUGCGGGGAGGAGGAGAAGAAGGCAGCAGCUGAGGACCUGGGGGAUGGGACCUCAGAUGCUCGAGGGGCCGGCUCUGAGCCGGGCACACCACCCCCCAAGUAUGACUCGCUUCGUGUGCUCCCUGUGGAUCUGGUGGUGCCAGACAGCGACGAGGAAGACACUCCUGGAGUCACAAAGAGCGAGUGAGGCCAGGAGAGCAAGUGUCCUCCCGGCUCCCCCAGGCACUUGCAGGGCAUCCUUCCCCUCCCUCUUGGAGAGCACAGCCAUCCUCCAGCUCCGCUCAACACAGCAGAAGCUUGGGGGGGGGGGCAGCUGGAGAGCCCUGAUCUGCUGCUAACUGCAUUGCUUUCUGGGCAUAAAUCUGGUUGGCGUAAACAUUCUGAAAGGGGGGCUUACAGCCAAUCGUGGGAAAUGCCUGAUAGUGGUGCACAUCUUAAAUUGAACAGGGGGCCUGGGGAGGGGAGCAGCCAGGGCAAGGCCGUCCGUAAUAAAAGAGGCUUUCUUGGCCCUGCCGGCGCCUGCUGCUGCUUUACGGGAGAGGCGCCUGGUGGGCAGGCAGCUCCCCGGAGGGGCCGACGUCCCAUGACGGACUCCAUUGGAGCUGAUCAAAAGGCUGAUAUGGAAGGGAGUCACUGCGAAGAAAUGGGCCAUUAUAAAAGUUACAAAGCUUGUCACAGAAUAAACCCAGUUUGAGUCAAAA
Molecule: messenger RNA, 3675 nt
Organism: Pantherophis guttatus
Lineage: Eukaryota; Metazoa; Chordata; Lepidosauria; Squamata; Colubridae
Gene: SCNN1B
Product: sodium channel epithelial 1 subunit beta
Biological process (GO): sodium ion transmembrane transport
Cellular component (GO): plasma membrane; sodium channel complex
Molecular function (GO): ligand-gated sodium channel activity
Source: RefSeq, a predicted model, not a curated record